AUGGCAGCGGUGCGAGCGUCUACCAAACUACCCGGAGCGCGCGGACAGAAAGUCAGCAGGAAACAUUAUUUACAUUUAUGUUACCAAUUUAAAAUCCAUUAUUGUUUUGUUGUUCUUAGGGCUUAUGGCAAAGUUUGGGCAGAUGCCCAGGGGGCCCUAGAGGAUCUGCUAGAAGAUGAGAUACCCCUGACUCAGCCCCGUCCCCAGAAGGACCGUUUGCAGGUCUUCCAUACACUUGCCACAUUUUACCUCCGUUAUCUCCAGAUCUUCCGGGCUCUGGAAGCAACCUACGACCAAAUGGUUCAUCCCCAGAAGAGACGUGUGGUACGACACGUCCUGGAAGGAGUCAUGGGGAGAUUGGUGGAGCUGAAAAACGAGAUGGUAGAUCUAGAGUACUCGGAGUUUCACUACUUCGAUGAUUUGCUACAAGACCUGAAGAUGACACCAGAAGACCUGGAGGUGCCCAUUCCACACUAUUUUUUAAGAGAGAGGAUGAAAAUACUGAAAGAGAGAGAGAAGAUGCUGGCUCAUAUUCUGGUUAAAAAGGAAAACAUAGAUCCAGAACCAGUACCACUGCAGACUAUGUCUGUGGAAAGAGCAGUGCAGUUGCUGCAGAUAAGUGAACGUGCCCGGCAGGGACGCCUCAGAGCUCGAUUUAUGAGGGAAAUCCGACAGGAGGAAAGGAGAGGCCAGCGACAAGAGAGUAAAAGUACGCAAGACCCAAACCUGUUGGCUACUCUCAUACAGAAGGUGUGGCGUGGUUACCAGCAGAGGAAGAGGACUAAGCAAGAGCGUCUGGAGGAAAUGAUAUUUUUGGGAAUGAUGCCACCUCAACAUCCAGCCCCCAGUCCUGCACAGCAGCAAGCUCAGCACACGGAGAUCAGUAGGCAAAAUAUUCAGGAGAAGCAUGAAGCAGAGUACCAGCAGGCCUUAAUCACCAUUAAGGAGUCAGUUCACAAAGUAGAGGGCCUGGAUAUAAAGGAAACACUCCAGGACCAGAUACGCCAGUGGUUCCUUGAAUGCAGAGAUGCUACUGGAAAGUUCCCGGAUUUCCCAAGUCAGGAGGAUGGAGGAUCGGCUUCCCUAUUUGCACAAAAGACACCAGAGCAGGUUGCUGCUGAGCUUGCUGCUAAAUUAGAAGAGAGGCAGAAGAAGAAAUCUAAGAAGAAAAAAGACAAGAAUGAACGUAAGGACAAGAAGGGCAAGUCAAAAGGCAAAAGCAAGAAAGCUGAGAAGGAGGAGAAAGAGGAGGGAUGGAAGAUGAGUGCCAGUAACUUCCUGCCCACUGUGGCUGAAGGAGCUAACAUAUACAGAGAGGUUUGGCAGACCCGAGAUGAGGCUCAGAACUUCAACCAGCGGUUUGAUCCUCAGCUGGUACGAGAAGAAAAGAGACUGGAGGUAGAAGAGGAGGUCAGAGUUCAGGUGGAUGAGCUGAUGAGGCAGGAGUUGAAGAACCUCAAAUUGGCAGUGGAUCGAGAGAAGGGCAAGAAAAAGAAGAAGGGGAAGAAGGCCAGUAAAAAGAAAAAGAAGAAAGGAAAAAAGAAUGGUAAAAAGAAAAAGAAGAAAGAGAAGGAUCUAACUGCAGAAAGGACUAUUGAAUCCCUGUAUGAGGAGCUUGUCCUGGAAGGAAUCUUGAUUCAACCAACAAACGUCAGACUGUCUGAUUACCUUGGGGAGUACAGUUACCUGGGUACGAGCCUGAGGCAGGCAGAUAUUGAGCCCAUGCCCUCUCUUUCAGACGUCAGACAGCUCAUUGCUCUAUAUUGUGUGUUGCCUUUGGGCUCCCAGUGUGUCCAUGAGAGAGGACCUCUAAUCCCCUCUGUGCUUUUGGCUGGCCCGUCAGGGGUGGGCAAAAAAAUGCUCCUGCAUGCACUGUGCACUGAGACUGGUGCCAACCUGUUCAACCUCUCCCCUGCCAAUCUGACAGGCAAAUAUCCAGGCAGGAGUGGACUCCAGUACCUCCUUCACAUGGUUCUCAAGGUGGCUCGCCAGCUGCAACCCUCUGUCAUUUGGAUCGGAGACGCUGAGAAAACAUUCUACAAGAAAGUCCCAAAACCAGAAAAAGAGAUGGAGCCCAAAAGGCUGAAGAAGGACUUACCAAAGCUGGUGAAGUCGAUUAAAGCAGAAGAUCGUGUGCUGCUGAUUGGAACCUCUCGCAGACCCUUUGAUGCAGACCCCAAACCAUUCUGUAAAGUUUACAAAAAGAUCAUACUGAUACCCAGACCAGACUACUCUUCAAGACUAAUUCUGUGGAAAGAGAUGCUCAGAAUACGAGGGGCUCACCUCAACCUCAAUCUGGACCUAAGCUCACUAGCUAAAGUCACUGAUGGCUACACCCAAGCUCACAUCCUGAAGGCCGUGCAGAGUGUCUUGACUUCUCAUCGCCUCAGUCAACAAGUCAAAAGACCCCUUACUGCAGUGGAGUUUAUUCCACCUCUCGCCAGGCAAGACCCUGUUUAUAAAGAGGAGGAGGAAGCCUUUAAGGCUUGGUACAGCCGGACUCCACUUGGCAAAAGACGGAUUCGAGCAACAAAGGCUUUUGAAGAAGCAAUAGAGCUGAAAAAAGGAAAAAAGAAACCUGGAAAAACCUUAAAGAUGGAGGGAAAGAGUAGAAAAAUAAAGAAGUAAAGAGUUUGCUCUGUUUGUUCUAAUCCAUGGUUAUAAUAUUUCAUUUCUAUUCAUAAAAUGUGUGUCGAUUGUGUCGCAUGUAUUUCCACAGAGCUUUUCAAUAAAUGCAAUGUAUUCUUUA
Molecule: messenger RNA, 2749 nt
Organism: Trichomycterus rosablanca
Lineage: Eukaryota; Metazoa; Chordata; Actinopteri; Siluriformes; Trichomycteridae
Gene: drc11
Product: IQ motif containing with AAA domain 1
Exons: 19
Coding region: 1-2628 (875 amino acids)
Molecular function (GO): ATP hydrolysis activity; ATP binding; protein binding
Source: RefSeq, a predicted model, not a curated record